This is a messenger RNA of Portunus trituberculatus (swimming crab), 863 nucleotides long. RefSeq lists its product as uncharacterized. The transcript is spliced from 3 exons. Lineage: Eukaryota; Metazoa; Arthropoda; Malacostraca; Decapoda; Portunidae. The record is from RefSeq and is a predicted model, not a curated record. The coding region runs from base 191 to 499 and encodes 102 amino acids.
GACAGGGGGACGAUUUCUUGUGUGUUCGUGGUGCAGGUAAGACGCGUGUGCGGCGAGAGGUGUGUCUGGCUGGUUGGUGCACUGCCUCGCCACCAGUUUGAGUAACGUUAUAAGCCUUGCAGGAGUGUACAACAAGGGGCAGUGUAUACGACGAGGGACAAGGUCGGGUCAUGCCGGCCAUCCCCUAACCAUGGAACAAACAAGUCUCGGGCGUCAGUCAGGAGGUGGAGCACGACCCGUCAAGUCUGGCACCGGCUUUCCUACAUCUGCGCACUAUCAACUUCGUGGAGGCGCAUCUGUUUCACCCUCUUCAGAAGAUGACGCAGACCGAGGAGGCGUGUGGUCCGGCACAGUUCCUGCCACUACUGAAGGGAGAACUAAACUAGUGUGUCCUGUCCACCCCAACCUGCGGCAGCCAACUUGCACUAGAAGACGCAAACUCGCUCUCUGCGCCUACCACGGAGGAACUGGACCCUGCCUCGCACCAGCUCUGCCCUGACAAACGCGGCGUCAUCCAGGGAGGGAGGACACACUGCCUCGCACCAGCACUGCCCUGACAAACGCGGCGUCAUCCAGGGAGGCUGGACACUGCCUCGCACCAGCUCUGCCCUGACAAACGCGGCGUCAUGCAGGGAGGGAGGACACUGCCUCGCACCAGCUCUGCCCUGACACGCGGCGUCAUGCAGGGAGGGAGGACAUACUGCUUCGCACCAGCUCUGCCCUGCCCUGACAAACGCGGCGUCAUCCAGGGAGGCUGGACACACUGCCUCGCACCAGCUCUGCCCUGACAAACGCGGCGUCAUCCAGGGAGGGAGGACACUGCCUUGUUUCAUGUAACCUAACCAAUACAUGUUGCCAAUCAG